AUUCGGUAUAUAGAUAUAACAUUUUUUUAGGAAAAAAUAUUCCCAAACACACUCUCUCUCCCACCACGACCACCACCGUGCACCGGCCACCACCACCAAAACACCCAGCUCACGACCUCUGCAACAACCACCCCCAUCACUGCAACCACUGCAAUAACCACCAGCCCUAACUAAUUUCUUUCCAAUAUUCAACGGCCCUAACUUCCCAAAAAAUCAAAAGUGCAAUUGUAGCCACUCUUUGCUUAUCAUUCCAAAACACGAGAUAGCUGCUUCUUUGCCUAGGUCCGUAAAUUCAUUAUCUUGAAGAAUGCAUGUAUUGGUCGUCCUGUGAGACGGUGACGACGGUAUUGAACGUCCAUGGAAGGUUUGAAAUCUUCGUUCCUGAACACAACUCCGUUGACGUGUCAACCUUGGAAGCAUCCUUAUCAUCCGAAGCUUAAUUCCUCAUCGCGAAUCUCCUGUUCGGUCUCACCAGACCCGUGGUCUCUGAGCGAUGGAAACAAACCGAAACCCAAAUCAAAGCACCCAAAGAAUCCUCUCUCCGACGACAAUGCCCGUCGCAUUAUCAAAGCAAAAGCCCGUUAUUUAAGCACAUUGAGGCGCAACCAGGGUUCACAAGCUUUAACACCCAGGUGGAUCAAGAGGUCACCCGAGCAGAUGAUACAAUACUUGGAGGAUGAUAGGAACGGGCACUUGUACGGUCGGCAUGUAGUGGCAGCUAUUCAACGGGUUCGGAGCCUUUCGGGUUUGCCCGAAGGGUCUUAUGACAUGAGGCAGGUUAUGGCUUCUUUUGUUACUACUCUCACUUUUAGAGAGAUGUGUACGGUGUUGAAAGAGCAAAGGAGUUGGAGACAAGCCCGAGACUUUUUUGCAUGGAUGAAAUUACAGUUAAGUUACCGGCCCAGUGUAAUAGCCUAUACGCUCGUUCUUCGAACUUAUGGACAAACCGGAAAAAUCAAGCUUGCGGAAGAGACGUUUUUGGAAAUGCUCGAAGCCGGGUGCGAGCCAGAUGAAGUUGCGUGCGGAACCAUGUUGUGUGCAUACGCUAAAUGGGGUCGCCACAAAGCUAUGUUGUCGUUCUACUCGGCCGUACAACAACGGGGUAUCGUGCUCUCUGUUGCGGUUUACAAUUUCAUGCUAUCAUCUUUGCAGAAGAAAUCGUUUCACCAAAACGUCAUAGAGAUUUGGAGACAGAUGGUUGUAAGUGGUGUAACUCCAAACCAAUUCACAUACACGGUUGUUAUCACGUCAUUGGUGAAAAAUGGUCUUACCGAUGAAGCUUUUAUGACUUUUAACGAGAUGAAGAGUAUGGAAAUUGUACCGGAGGAGGUUACCUAUAGCCAUCUUAUUGCGGUAACUUGUAAAAAGGGUAACCAAGAUGAAGCUUUAAGGCUCUAUCAUGAUAUGAGAGAACAAAAUAUAGUUCCGAGUAACUUCACGUGUGCGUCUCUUUUAUCUCUCUACUAUCGAAGCGGAAACUAUUCGAAAGCUUUAUCUCUAUUUUCGGAAAUGGAAAGGUAUAAAGUUGUAGUGGACGAAGUCAUAUACGGUUUGCUUAUUAGGAUAUACGGUAAGCUUGGUCUAUACGAGGAUUCGAUAGCAACAUUUGAAGAGAUUGGCAAGUUAGGUUUAUUAAGUGACGAUAAAACGUAUAUAACAAUGGCACAAGUGCAUUUGAGUACCGGGAAUUAUGAAAAGGCACUAGAUAUAAUGGAACAAAUGAGAUCUAAAAACGUAAGUUUUUCAAGAUUUGCGUAUAUUGUUUUGUUGCAAUGCUAUGUAAUGAAGGAGGAUGCAGAAGCCGCCGAACGUACGUUUCAAGCUCUUUCGGAGACGGGUUUUCCCGAUUGUCGUUCUUGCACAGACAUGUUGACUUUGUAUAUGAAACUAGGGCUUACCAAGAAGGCAAAAGAGUUGAUCGUCCAUGUACGAGAAAAUAAAGUAAAAUUUGAUAAGGUGCUUCUGAAAACGGUUAUGAAGGUAUAUUGUAAGGAAAACAUGUCACAUGAUGCCGAGCAAAUGAUACAAGAGCUUAGCGAAAACAGAUUGUUCGAAGAAGACGAUGAUAAGUUCAUUCGAACGAUUUUGAUGGGUAUACGUGGAGAUUUGACAGGACUUGAAGAAGUUGAUUUAGAUCCCUUGGCGUUUGAGCUAUUGUCGACUCUGUAUAUGGCACCCGAAACUGCAUAUAAGAUGGAGAAAACACUCAACUUGUUGUUGAACACUACUAAUGGCUGUAAAGUAGCCAAUCAAGUGGUUAACAAUUUCAUGAAAGAAGGUUUAACAUCUCAAGCAGAAUCUUUAUUUGACCUAUUGCUGAAGCUGGGUUGCAAGCCAGAGGUUUCUACUUUAUCAUCUAUGAUAUAUUUAUACGGAAAGCAAAAGCAGGUGGAGCGAGCCAAACGCGCAUUUGCAGCAGUGGCAGAUGCUUCUUCAGAGCAAAAGCAUUUAUACAGUUGUAUGAUUGAUGUAUAUGUCAAAUCUGAAAAAGCGGAUGAAGCAUAUUUGUUUUACGUAGAGGAAGAUAAGAAAGGCCGCGAUGUUGGUGCUGUUGCAAUUAGCAUGCUGGUUAACGCAUUGAGUAAUUGUGGAAAACAUCGGGAUGCAACGAAUGUCAUAAAUAAUUGUUUCAAUAAAAACACGGAGCUUGAUACAGUGGCAUACAAUACUUUCAUAAAAGCAAUGCUAGAUGCGGGUAGAUUGAGGUUUGCCGCAAACAUCUACGAGAAGAUGCUUACAAAAGGUGUUGCUCCGUCAAUUCAGACAUUCAACACCAUGAUUACUGUGUAUGGGCGUAGUCGAGAUCUUGAUAAAGCUAUAGAGAUGUUCAACACUGCUCGAAUAAAGGGUGUGACCCUGGAUGAGAAAGCGUACACGAAUUUAAUAGUUUACUAUGGGAAGGCUGGUAAAAUCGAUGAAGCGUCGAUCUUGUUUAAUCAGAUGCAGGAAGAAGGAAUAAAACCUGGGCAGGUAAGCUACAAUAUUAUGAUGAAUGUGUAUGCUUGUGGCGGAUCCUACAAAGAAGCGGCUCAACUUUUUAACGAGAUGCAAAGGGAUGGUUUGUCACCCGACUCUUUUACCUAUCUCACCCUUGUUCGAGGGUACGCAGCUGGUAAGAAGUACAUGGAAGCGGAGGAAGCCAUUAGUUUGAUGAGGAAACAAGGGGGGAUUGGGAUAUCCCCUACUUGUGCUCAUUAUAACGUGUUACUAUCUGCAUAUGCAAAAACAGGCGUGUUGGAGGACGUCGAGAGGGUUUAUGAGCUGCUAAUUGCGGCUGGAUUGAUUCCAGACGUUGCGUGUUAUCAAACCAUGCUUAGAUUCUACUUGGACUAUGGAUAUGUGGAGAAAGGUGUAUCUUUGUUCGAAAGCAUUAGUGAUAGCGGUGGUGCAAAAUCUGACCGGUUUAUUAUGAGUGCAGCCGUGCAUUUGUACAGGGCCGCUGGCUUGUCCAUCAAAGCUCAAGGUGUGUUAACUUGUAUGAAUAGUCUGGGCAUCCCUUUUCUCAAGAUAAGGCUUGCAUAAUGAUUUUGUGGGUUAUUUUUUUUUAAUUUUUUUUGUUACUUAUGUAACUAUAGAGUGUAAAUUUUAUUUUUUUUUGGUGUUUAGUUGGUGUGUUAGGUUACAACUUACAAGGAUAUUUUUGAGGGUGUUUCUUAUAAAUGUUAAUGUUACAGCUCAA
Helianthus annuus (common sunflower) is the source of this 3679-nucleotide messenger RNA. RefSeq names its product pentatricopeptide repeat-containing protein At5g27270. The record is from RefSeq and is a predicted model, not a curated record. The transcript is spliced from 8 exons. The coding region runs from base 358 to 3522 and encodes 1054 amino acids. NCBI's taxonomy places the organism in Eukaryota, Viridiplantae, Streptophyta, Magnoliopsida, Asterales, Asteraceae. Gene Ontology annotation, molecular function: protein binding.